AUGGUCUCCAAGACUUUCAUCCUCUCCCUCGUCGGUGUCGCGGCGGCCAUGCCCGGCCAGCCCCAAGCCCGUGACGCCCUCGACGACCUCAAGGCGUGCACAGAGGCCCUCGCCACUGUGACCAGCGGCAUGCCCGGCUUCCCCACCGAGGUUGCCUCCUUCUACGUUACCCAGACUGAGACCGACCCCUGCAAGGUCACCCUGCCUCCCACGGUCGAGUCCAAGCUCUCGAGCUACCAGGCCGCGGCCUCGUCCUGGUUCAACGAGAACGGCGAAGCCUACAGCUCGGCCAUCUCCAAGUGCCCUGGCGGCGACGUGGCUAUCCCCACACCCACCAACCUGCCUACUACCUGCGGCGGUUCCACCGGCGGCAGCAGCAGCGGUGGCGACAGCAGCAGCGGUGGUGACAGCAACAGCGACAGCGGCAACGGCGACAAGCCCAACGACGCCACCCGCUCGACCGGCCUCGUUGCCAUGGCUGCUGCCCUGGCUGGCUUUGUCGGUGUCGUUGCUGCGCUCUAA
This is a messenger RNA of Dichotomopilus funicola, 522 nucleotides long. RefSeq lists its product as uncharacterized. The transcript has a single exon. Lineage: Eukaryota; Fungi; Ascomycota; Sordariomycetes; Sordariales; Chaetomiaceae. Bases 1 to 522 code for a protein of 173 amino acids. The record is from RefSeq and is a predicted model, not a curated record.